AUCCAACCCAAACCCAGCGUCCUGUGUCGGAACAUUGGACUCCGAGCGUUUUCUCUUCGCCGCGGCCCCUCGCGCCCUCCCGCCGGACAUGCCUUUUCUCGAGCUGGACACGAAUUUGCCCGCCGACCGCUUGCCCUCGGGGCUGGAGAAGCGGCUCUGCGCGGCCACCGCCGCCAUCCUGGGCAAACCCGAGGACCGCGUGAGCGUGACUGUGCGGCCGGGCCUGAGCAUGGUGUUGAACGGCUCCACGGAACCCUGCGCGCAGGUGCUUGUCUCUUCCAUCGGCGUGGUGGGCACGGCCGAGGAGAACCGCGGCCACAGUGCCCGCCUUUUCGAGUUCCUCACCAAGGAGCUGGCCCUGAGCCAGGACCGGAUAAUUAUCCGCUUUUUCCCUGUGGAGCCCUGGCAGAUUGGAAAGAAAGGGACGGUCAUGACUUUUUUAUGAUUGGCAUGGAUCCAGGGCAUCGGUGAGCCGCCUGCUCGUUUCAGAGAGGAUUCCUGGCAGAGUGAGGGCCUGGUGGCUAUGUUUUGGGCACCCCCUCAUGCAGACAUGCCUGUGACUUCACAGUCCUCCUCUUCCCUAUCAUGACAAAUAAAUGAAGAGAGCUUCAUUGUUCAAA
Cynocephalus volans (Philippine flying lemur) is the source of this 620-nucleotide messenger RNA. RefSeq names its product D-dopachrome decarboxylase-like. Lineage: Eukaryota; Metazoa; Chordata; Mammalia; Dermoptera; Cynocephalidae. The record is from RefSeq and is a predicted model, not a curated record. Bases 89 to 445 code for a protein of 118 amino acids. Gene Ontology annotation, molecular function: phenylpyruvate tautomerase activity. The transcript has 3 exons.